GCUAGACACUGCAAGGAAGCGAAGGAUCAAUGUGUUCACCCAAUAUAUUCAAACCAGAAACCUUGUGGUUUAUGCUGAGCAUCAAAAUUGCUAAGUUAAUGCUGCGGUGAUUUAAACAAACUUAUCUAGUAGUUCUGGGCAUCCAUCUUAUGAUGGAUGUGAAAUCAAUGUAAACAGUUCCUUUUAGACAUACUGGGAUGGUUUACAGGUAUGAAGGGGUUAUAGUAAUGAAGCAGCUCUUAAUUUCUUCACUCUGAAACGGUUAAUUAUGAAUUGAAUGGAAGUUUUUCAGGGAAGACAGGAAAACAAUGCUUAGUUCUCAUAGAUAACAAAACCAAUCUCCAUGACAAUUCCACAGCAGGUUAGUGAAAUGCAUUUUAUGCAUAAGGAGUAGAAUUGCUGCUAAAGGAAUAAGUAACCCGGCAAUAGUUUGGACUCCAUGAGUUUGCUAGAUACUGGUUAUUGAUGCAGGCACUACCACAUGGAUGAUGAACUGAAUGCUUGCUCUUUGUUAAAAUAUUCUGAGAUUCUUUUCUUUUACUCUAAGCAGAAUCAACUCCUAAAAUCCAAUUUUCUUUAUGCAGUGAUAUAUUCCACGCAGCAAAAGCUUUUUAUUUCCCUGACCUUGACGAAUUAUCAUCCUGAUAUAUUUGCAUUCUAAGGACUAGCUACAUAGUCUACAAAUGGGUUUUAACAAAGAAACUGCUUCAGAGUUAACAGUAUUGCCCAGUGUUAUCGCACCUGCUGCGUUUCUACUGGAGACAUUGGCAUUCUUUUCAAUUCAGGAUUACCCGUAGACUACAGCUGGCACUGAAGCUGCAAAAGCCCGUUUUCUAUUGUUGAGUCAACACAGGCUGACUGCUUUUAAUCAUUUUUCCAAACAGAGAGGCUCUGACAUUUGCUGUAAUCACGCUUGGAACAGCAACAUUGAAUGUACUAUGGGGUACAUGAACCAAAGUGUACUCUAUUCCUUCUCCCCACAGGCAAUGCACUGCAAACAUUUGGCAUAUGAUACUUAAAACUGCAUUUGGAGAUGUAUUUCAUCAAUGAGUUUUGCAUAUCCAGAACUCCUUCCUCUUUGCCAACCAUCCUUCCCCCUCCCAAAGUCCAUAAAGGGAAAAGGCUGAGAGAACAGUUUGCAUUUUUAAGAAAUGGAUCAAUAUAUAUUUUUUGUUGGAUUAGGAUAUGUAACAAUGGUGCAAUACAGUUGUACACAUCACGGUGAUUUGAUUUUAUGUGAGAAAGGCCUUUAUUUUCCUAGGUUAGUGGGUAAUGGAAGUUGUAAACUUGAGCACUCCUUCACAGAGAGUACAGAAGAUUGUUUGAUUCUAAGAAACAAAAUAGUUAAUUGUGAAAUCCCAUUACACCUCAAAUCUUGUGGCAAUAUGUAAUUCCAAAAAAGGGUUGGAAACCCCAAGACCCCUGUGCGGGAAGCAUAUACUGUAUUUCCAUUAUAAAUUGGCUCAUUCUUGCCCUGAAUCGUUUUAAGUAAGGGUUUGUGGAUUGGAGCAGUAUUUAUAAAGGUAUCUUUGUCACUUUAUGAUAAGAACUUUGGAUUGGAGGUCAAUAGCCUGUGAAUCCAAUAUUCAGGUUUGCUACCAGCAAUUCCUGACUUUUGCAAUGUGAUGUUUUUCUGACUGAUGUCAUUACACUUUCUUAGGUGCUCUGCAGAGUAUAGAACAGAGAGAAGCACAGUCUCACUUUAAAGUUUAUAUAACUCAAUCAGCUAUUCCAUUAUAUUCUCCUCCAAUGCCUGCUUGCUUGAUUCUCUCCCUCCUUGAACACUCACAGCUCCGAUCCAAUAUCUUUAGUGAAGCUCAUUUUAUACUCUGCAUCUUCUCUCAAAUUCUCCUGUGAACCUGGUUUUAAUCUGGGGUGAUAUGAGAAUGUUUUCUCUAUUCAUUUCACCUCUUCCUUUGGAGCCUUGUACUCAUUGACAAUGUUUGCCUCGGCCCUCUUCUUCAAUAAAUCCUGGACUCUCCUCCUUGUGCGACUAAUUCCACAAGCUCUUUCGGGUAGCUUUCGAGGUUACCUUUCUAGGUGACCUAUAUCUGGAUAUUCUGUCUGGUGAAUUGAAUUGUGCACUAUAUGUGAACUGAAACAAAUUUUAAAAUCUACCAGUAGGGUUUGUUUGUGCCUCUGGCUACUAAUUCAAGAUCUGGUUAACUUUCUGAACUGCUGCCAUGAGCUGCGUAGUGAUUUCAGCAGAUUGCAGUUAGUAUCUUUGACAAAUCGCCUCUUCUUGUUGAAGCUGAUUUAUUUUCUUCUUAUGUUCGGUAUCCCCUGGCAUCCAAGCCAGGAUUCCUCUUGUGAUCUGCAAUACCACCCGAUGCUUGUUCACAUCAGUUGCUAGUUGUGGAUCUUGCAUAAGUAAUAAAUUAAUCAAGUUGUAUUUUGGGAAGCCUGAAAAAUUCACUCAAAUCCUUUUUUUCUGUCAUUUAAAUCAACUUCAGUUAAUUUCAUGAUAUGCUUUGCUAGGUUAAUUGAGUAAGUAGUUUGUGGUGUUUUGAAAGAGGAGUAAGGUUCUGAUCGGUGUGCUCUUAGUUGAUGUGGGUAGUUUCAACUUGCUAUUGCAGCUGUUUUUGAUCAAAACUGCCAAAGCCACUGGAUGUGAUGUUGCAGUCCAGCUACUGUCAGCAUAGCUAUUUUUACCAAUGAGAUUGUGUUUGUAAAAAUAUCAAAACUAAUUUGUUACCAACACAUCUGCACUAAUGCCAUUAAGAUUGAACUGUAAAGAAUUCUGAGAGUUCACCAGUUACGAUAAGCUCUUGCCUUUACGUUAUUCAAAUAUGUCCCUACAAUUGAAUUCUAAUCCUUUCAUUUCAGAAAUAAAUAAUAAAUUUGCAGCAGAAAUCAAAAUAAGACCAGACUGUUGGUCGCCAGUGGAUUUAAAAGAGUUGUGAUUUAAUUUAUGCUGGAGUGUGUAAUGCAGUUGGUGCAGGCAGGAGUUGGAGUCAACAUCACAACAACACGAUUUGCUCAAACUCCAGCCCACAUUGCAGCUUUUGGAGGGCAUCCUCAAGGCUUGUUGUGGCUGAUCCAAGCAGGAGCAGAUUAUAAUAUGCAGGAUGUUGUGGGUGAAACCCCUGUCCACAAAGCAGCGCGAUCGGGAAGUUUGGAUUGCCUUAAUGUCCUUGUCACGCAUGGGGCUACAACAGAUUUAAGGAAUGCCAAUGGGUUGACAGCAGCUCAGCUCGCCCUGGCUCAGGGGUUCGGUGAAUGCUCCCAGUUCCUGUGCAGUGUGCAGAACCAUCAGCUGAAUGGUUUCUACACCAAUGGCAUCGCCAGCGGUCUGUACCGGGGUAACCUGAUCACAGACGGACUAAACGGCUACACAGGAACUAACCGCAAGAGAAGCUACGAAGAAUCUGACUGCAAUGGAUUUAAGAAACCUAGAACUGAAGGUCUGUUUCUCAGUACCAGUGCAGGAGGCUUCAGUUUCCUGGACAAGCCGGUGACCAACCAAGCCUCUGCCAAUGGGUUUGCCCACAGUUUCAGCUUCACCUCCCACCAAGUGAACGGAGGGAACGGCGACUUGCGCGGAAUGGCCGCAGAAUUUACCGGCGGUUUUUGCAACGGGCCUGCCUCACCCCCCCGCGGCGGAAGCACAUUUCAGGGCCAGGGGGUGGUGGUGGGCUCGGGGCUCUCCCCGCCGUCAUCCGAAAUGUGCGGUGCCCUCCACCAGAACGGCAGCCCCAGCAACUAUGUGGCCGCCAAACCGCUCACAGAAGGGCUCCAUGGCGAACACGACCCACUCCACUACGGCCACUACCACGGCUUUGGAGACACGGCCGAGAGUAUUCCCGACAACAGUUACAUGGAGCAUUCCAGCUCGGUCAAGGUGGAGCAGAGUUACAACAAUGCGGUCUGUAGCGCAGUCCACCUCUUCCACGGUUCAUAGGGUGGAUUGCUGAGGAGCUAGUCACGGGUGGCGGGUUGAUGCUUGAUGGCGUCUCUAUAGUUGGUCACACUGAUUGUUUCCCUUAUAGGAGUAAAUACAAUGCUUGAACAUUGGAGAUACAUUUCAACUUAAAAUGGUAUUGUCAUGUUUCUCUGAAAUUCAGGUUGGGAUCCACAUCCCCUGGGAGCGUGGUUGGUUGUGGUGACCAUUCCCUCAGUUGAUGGAGAAUUAUUUUUGGCCAAGUUUGUUAUUGCAUUGGCUCAAUAAAACUGGCUCAUAGAAACAUAGAAAAUAGGUGCAGGAGGAGGCCAUUCAGCCCUUCGAGCCAUCACCGCCAUUCAUUGUGAUCAUGGCUGAUCGUCCCCUAUCAAUAACCCGUGCCUGCCUUCUCCCCAUAUCCCUU
Molecule: messenger RNA, 4304 nt
Organism: Amblyraja radiata (thorny skate)
Lineage: Eukaryota; Metazoa; Chordata; Chondrichthyes; Rajiformes; Rajidae
Gene: ankrd10a
Product: ankyrin repeat domain 10a
Exons: 5
Coding region: 2912-3901 (329 amino acids)
Molecular function (GO): protein binding
Source: RefSeq, a predicted model, not a curated record